Molecule: messenger RNA, 921 nt
Organism: Trypanosoma cruzi
Lineage: Eukaryota; Euglenozoa; Kinetoplastea; Trypanosomatida; Trypanosomatidae
Exons: 1
Coding region: 1-921 (306 amino acids)
Source: RefSeq, a predicted model, not a curated record
AUGUCUGACGUCGCUCCACAAAACCCGAUGGAUAUUUUGGCGGGUGCUUCCACGUUGUAUGAAGCAAUCGAGACGGUUUGCGUGAUAAAUGGGGACAAAUAUGUUGAUUUCAUGGUGCGGCUCCCCAAAGAAGACUUUGCCCGUCAAACGGAGGCGCUCUUGCACGCCAUCUGUGAGUUGAUACCCUCCGAUCCAUUCAUGGAGGUGUUUGGUAAAACGAGGGCACCUGUUAUGUUGAUUUUUGCACCCAUGCUCUUGUCAAGGGCAGCGGCGCUUUUGGCUUCUCCGCACUCCGACAUAUUUGCCCCUGACGCGGAGUGGCACGCCAUCAGCAUGUUCCUCAUGGCGAUACAGAGUGAACUGCUCGCCUCACCGGGGCAACGGGUGGUGCGCGUGACGGAACUUCCCGAUCCACCACACAUCUCUUCGAUCCGGCACACGCGUGCAUGGUCAUCUAUUCUUAAUCAACCACUUUUAGAAGAUCUGGUGCCGCUCCCACCCUCUACCCAUAAUCGAAGAAACGUCUUUGACGCAGCCAGCUUUGGGUGUGUGUUGUAUUUUAUCAUAUGUGGACUCGUACACUUACUGCAGAUUAUCUUAGCCGCCCCAACACGCAUCGUUUGUGGUACGGGGACGCUGGGAUUUUGUAGAGAAAUUGUGCGCCUGCUGCUCACACCGACUGUCAUCAUUUACGGUUCAAAGGAAAGUAGUAUCCAAAUAGCCAGCGCCUCUCUUCUUGUUGCGGUAAGAGGAGUGCUUGACAUGCGGGAGGCCGUGGGCGAAAUGCGACAGGUACAAUUGAUUGAGCAGUGGAUCACCGCCAUCCGAAGUUGGUUUGAUUUGACCACUCAAUCUGGCAACGCUGCAUGUAUGCAGUUUCUCUUCCCCUACAUGCUUUCGUCGGAUAUGUUGUUACGAUAG